GAAGGGAAGCGAAGGGCAGGGAGGGCAGGAGAGGACGAGGAAGGGGAGAAAAGAGUAGAGGAGGAGGAGGAGGAGGAGGUCGAGCUGAAUGAGGAGACAGAAUCUCGAUCGGAAGGUAAGAGGUUAGUUGGUGGAGGAGGGGACGCGGCCGUGCACGGGAGCUGAAAGGAAUUGAUCUCGAUCACGUCCAAUUGGAUUGAUCGACGAGCAGUGAAAGACGCAGAGAGGGCGAAGGAGAGGGAGACUCGGAGAGAAGCGAUGGCGUGUGGGGUUUGGCCGAGGUUUGGUGUGAUGAUUGGUCGGAGUCGUUGUUGACCGGGCGUGUAAGGAAGGCAGGAAGCAAGCGAGCGAGCCAUGCAAGAGAAGGUGGACGCUGACUGGAUUGGAUUUGUUCUGUUUGUUGGUAGUCAAUUUGGGCAGAGUCAGGAGGACGAGGAGGAAGAGGAGGACUUGCGCAGAGAAUUUUGAUGAUCGAGAGAGCCGAGCCAUAGAGAGGGAGCGGGCGAGCGAGGGAGACCGUGUCUGAUGGUUGGGCGGACGAGAUGAUGGUCAAGAUAGUAUUACACGACAUCAGCAGGCUAGAUAUCAAGCACUUUGCAGAGAAACCCGAAUAGAAUUGCAGGUGGGCCAUUCUCGUUCUCAAACAAUGUGGAUUGGAUAGUGGAUCACCAGUGGCAGCUUCGAGCUUCUCGUCCUGCCUCAGAAUCUAAUGAGCUGGACAUAUGGCAUGAUAUGAAAGACGGGUGUACAGUUUCCGUCUGGGCAGGAGAUGGUCGCAUAUUGUCUAUGCGAAGCUUGAGGAUCUGCUUUGACGACACCGUUGUUCGAGAUCCAAGCCCCCGAAGUCUCAUUUGAUGUUUCGAACCGAGUAUAAGAUAUGGCUAGGCUAGACCUAAGAUCAUAUCUGGGUUGCGAGAGCUGAGCUUGCUCUAUUCAGCAUGUCCUGACUCCUGCUCUGCUGCUGCCUUCUCUCGUCUGCAUCCACGGUCAUUAAACAACGAAGAUUCUGUUUUCAGUACGAAAAGCACUUGUAGAGGUUUCACCUAAUACUUUAUAUGAAUUUGAACGUUUUUUAUAAUCAGAGACUCGCUCCAUAGCAUGUAAGUGACCGUGAAUGUCUAGGUCUGAGCAGAAUUUCGAACAGCAGGAAAAUGUUGACCGUGGGUAGAGUAGGCACAUAUAUCGCACAAGGUGUUUACACCUUUUCCGGGCCAUUCCAUCCAUUUGGGGGUGCAGUCGACAUUAUCGUGGUGCAACAGGAGGAUGGCACGUACAAGAGCUCACCAUGGUAUGUCAAAUUUGGCAAAUUUCAAGGGGUUCUUAAGCGCCGAGAGAAGAAGGUGAUUGUGGCAGUCAAUGAUGUCGAUGCUGAUUUCGAAAUGUAUCUGGAUCACAAGGGAGAAGCAUACUUCCUUAAGGACGACUUGAACUUGGAUGCUUUUCUCGAAAUUGAAGAUUCUGAAUCACAUUACCCUAACGAGGCUAGCUCGUCUCGUGUUGAAAAUUCUGCCGGAGUUCUGGGUAUCGAGGGUUGUAAAGACGACUACGGGCUGGUUACAAAGGCUGAUUUGGACAAGGAAGAAAGUGAGGAUGAGAGAGGAGACGACCUGGAGCUCAUGUUUGAAGGCAGAGAAGCUUCAAAACAGCUCAGAGAUGAACGAGCAGCAGCUGCCGUGCGUGAGCUAGCAAGUAAUAGUACCGAAGUUCAAGGGAAUAUCACUGAUGUCGUUGGCUUUCCCCAAGUUUUGGUGGGUAGGGAAGCCACCUGUACAGAUGAUUUGUUGUCUUUGGAUUCGGAGAACAGAUCUUAUGCAGACGCUUGUAGAAUGGAUAUAGAAACAGAAACAUGUGGAAAAGUAAUUCAUACUUUGGCUCAUCCAGAUGUAGAUUUAGAAAAUCUUCAAGGUCCACCGGACUCAAGCGCUUUCACUGCAAAUGCAGGGCUUGGGUCCCUAAAUGGUGCUUCACAAACAGAGCUUGUGACCUUGACAGCGGAAACGAGUGGAGAAUUCCAGGCGUUGGUGUAUCCAGCUGUAGAUACGGAAGCUCCUCAAGGUCCACCAGAUUCCAGCGCUUUCACUUCAUUUGAAGCGCUUGGGUCUCCGACCGGUGCGUCACUUACAGAGGUUGGGACCCCGGAAACGAAAGCGAGUGGAGAAGUCCAGAAUCUGGUGAAUCCAGCUGUAGAUUUAGAUUCCUCUCAAGGUCCAUCGGAAGCUAGCGCUUUCAUUGCAAAUGCAGCUCUAGGGUCCCUCACCGGUGCUUCUUUAACAAAGAUUGGGACUUUGGAUAAAACCGAAGAUCCAGGUAGGAAAAUUGUAAGCGACAGUGGAAGAGUUAUUCAUGGCUUGCUGAAUAAAGCUGUUGGUCUCCAAGCGGAUGCGAUUUCCGGGCCAUCUUCUGCUCUCUUGGCUAGUGCAACUCUGAAAUCUUUGAAAAGAGUUGUGUCUCCAAAGACAGCGACCACAGAAGAUAGACCGGUGUCAGAUUGGGAAUCAACUCUUGCGGGAAAGGUUGUUCAUCGGUUGCUAAAUAGAGCCAUAGGUCUUCCAGAAACCGCAAGGUCAGGGCCAGCAAGUGCUCUUGUUGCUAAAGCAGUUCUCAAUUCUUUGUCUAGAGUAGUUUCGGAUAACGAUUCAACACCUGCGAGAACCCCAAGUUGUGCCGAAUCUAAGCUUGUGGAGCUGUCGGAAGAUGGUGUUACUGCAGAGAACGAGGUCACGAAUGCAGUUCCAAGUAGUGAAGAGGCAAGCUCGUCGUCUGCUGAAACUGCUGAGGUUUCAGGGAAUAUUCCCGUUUCUGCAGAAAUUGCUGCAGAUGACAAGCUCGUAGUUGUGGUUGGUGGACGCCUGUACCCUUGGACAGUUGCAGCACCUGAAGUUCUUGGAAUUCUGGCCAUCGGUCAGGUACGGGUUGCCCCUCCUGCAGAAGGAUCUAUUACAGGGGAAGAGCCUGGUGUGGCCGCCGAUGGAAAGCCGGCUGCCGGAACUUUGACCGCUACAACGAGCGGCGGAUGGAAGUUCGGUAUCUGGCCAUUCACUCGAACCACGAAGCCAAUUGAGCAAGUGAGCGCUGCCACCUUGCUUCCAAGGAACAGCGAGGCCUUGAUGCUUGCUACUGAUGCUGCAAUCAGUAGCUGCUUAACAAAAGAGAUCAUGCUGCGGAAUGGCUUUUAUAGAAAGCCACGAAAAGUGAGAACCAAUAGCCCAAGCUCUCAGCAGCUGGCGUCAUUAGGUCUCAAGGAGGGAAGUAACAAAAUAACUUUCACCUUUGUCACGCGGGUUCUUGGUAAACAGCAGGUUGACGCCCGGAUUUAUCUAUGGAAGUGGAAUACGCGCAUUGUAAUCUCCGAUGUGGACGGAACUAUAACAAAGUCAGAUGUUUUAGGUCAGGUUAUGCCUUUGGUUGGUAGAGACUGGACACAAUCUGGGGUUGCUAGACUCUUUUCUGCUAUCAAGAAAAAUGGGUACGAGCUGAUGUUUCUAAGUGCACGUGCAAUCUCUCAAGCAUACCUCACCAGGCAGUUUCUCGAGAAUAUCAGACAGGAUGGAGAAGUACUACCUGAUGGGCCUGUAGUCAUAUCUCCAGAUGGGUUGUUUCCCUCCCUAUAUCGAGAAGUUAUUCGAAGGGCUCCACACGAAUUCAAAAUAGCUUGCUUAGAGGAUAUAAAGUCUUUAUUUCCUCCAGAGAGCAAGCCAUUUUAUGCAGGGUUUGGAAAUCGUGAUACCGACGAGUUGAGCUACCUAAAAGUUGGAAUCUCGAAGGGAAAGAUUUUUAUUAUCAAUCCUAAGGGAGAAGUAUCGGUGAAUAAUCAGGUUGAUGUCAAGUCUUACACCUCUAUCCACAAACUUGUUGAUGACAUGUUUCCAGCAAUGACGUUCACCGAGCAGGAGGACUUCAAUGAAUGGAAUUUCUGGAAGCUACCCCUUCCAGAUAUCGAUGAUGAAGAAAGUGUCAAGAGUGAUGUCCCCAGUGUUGUCCCCAGCGGCCGUAACUUUUUCGUCAUCUACAACCAGAAUUGGUUUGAAGGACAUAGGUAGGUCUCUCUUAGGAUGACAAAUUGUCCAGGGUUUAGAAUGGAUGUCAUUACGAAGUAACUGGCAAACCUAAGCCCUUCUCCUCGGCGUUCUACAUGACAACUGUUAGUAAGACUGUGCUUAAAUGCCUGAUUCCGAUGCCUCUAGCAGACACUUGUAGCGAACCUUCAGAAGCAACAUCUCAACUACGACGAGGAAAUAGGGAGGGUGCAAAUGUUGACAAAAUCGUGUACUUUAUAGGUGUAAUAUACAUGUUUAUUGACGUACAAGAAACUCAACAGAAUCGGGCAGAUAUUAGCAACCCAGAAAUAGGGAUGCCCAACAUGGACACCAAAUAUGAUCACAGGAAGCUUCCAAAUUGAAGUAGUAGACUACGUGUGGUUCCUUUGGUUGUAAAAUCUGGAGUUUUUAUCGGCUUAGGGUGCCUGCGGGAUGUGAGAAUCAAACUUGUUAGCUGAGGUUGCUCCACCUCUGCGGAGUGGAACCAGCGCUGGGCGUUCCAGACUUGGUUUGCCAAACUUUUUGAAGGAGCAAUUUAGUUCAUGGGGUUGGAGAUGAAUGUAGUCUUCUCUCUUUCCAGGCACUUUAGUGAACAUCUAUUGGAGCAUAAACGAGUCGGUGGAGACUUGAAGUUCCCGCUUUGUGGUUAUUAUGCUGCUAUUUAUAAUCAAGCUUUGUUUGUGUCUGCAGUACUGGUAGCUCAAGUUCAAGAAGAAGUAGCAAAGGUGACCGACAGUCAUGAAGCCAAGAUAACAAAGUGCACACUAGACACCCAUUAGGGAUACCAGCUGACGGUGUCUAGUGAAUGUUUGACGAGGUCAAUAGAAGGCAUGAUAAAUUGAAAUGCCCCAGGCUGUGUUACUGUACAGUAUAGUCGACCACUUUUGUUUGUGGUCCGGGACUUGUAGAAAGUGUAGAGUAUGAAUCAUUAUUCGAUCAUAUUAUUUGGAUAGGAGGUUUUAUAAGCAAGAAAACUAGUCAUUGCUCAAAGAUAUGGUUGCAGAUUUACCUGGACAGGCACGGAAAGGGGGUUCGAAUAGCAAAGUACUGCCCUUCUAUUUUUUCCUUCGAUAUUUUAAAAUCGGGAUCAGUUGGUGGAGAGUAGGAAGCAUUUUAACCAUAACGAGUCAGUCUUGCCCAUUAUUUACAUUGGAUGGAACGCGUAUGUUGGCGUGUAUUUUUUUGAUCGUUGGAACACCUC
Marchantia polymorpha subsp. ruderalis is the source of this 5238-nucleotide messenger RNA. Lineage: Eukaryota; Viridiplantae; Streptophyta; Marchantiopsida; Marchantiales; Marchantiaceae. The record is from the annotation of a GenBank genome assembly.